GUACAAUGUAAAUAAUGAAUAUUUAUUACCAUUUCUUUAAAAUAUUCGUAGUAUAAGGUACCCGUCGAAAUCUGUGGCGGAAGCAAAAUCAGCAGGCACCUCAAAAUCAUCUACCGAAUGAGCUACGUGUGAUAGAUAUAGAACUAACCUAGUACCUUGCUACGAGUGUUUGUCUUAUCUCACCACUAGAAAUUCGAAGCCUCAUUAAGACGCGCCAAACCGAACAGAAAUGUCUACCUUAGCGAAACCCAUCCCUCCAUUAUAUACCGUCUAUAUAUUACGUUCGACCAUCCGCAACGCCUCAUUAUAUAUUGGUUCGACGCCUAAUCCGCCACGGCGGCUUAAGCAACACAACGGUGAGGUGAAAGGUGGCGCCGCACGCACAUCGAGGAGCAAGCUAAGACCGUGGGAGAUGGUCGGUCUCGUAUCAGGCUUCCCUGGAAUGGUAGCUGCCUUGAAAUUUGAAUGGGCUCUUACCAAUCCCCACGUUUCACUACAUAUUCCAUCUACAUCUCGUAUAUCCACUGCGGCGGGCAGGAAACGGAAUGGCCGUCCUAGGCGUCCACGGCAUACCCUAUCAUCUAUUCUAUCCAACCUACAUCUUCUCCUACGCGUUCCUAGUUUCUCAAGAUGGCCUCUGAAUUUACACUUCUUCGUACCUGAGGUUCACAAAGCUUGGAAUAAAUGGUGUGAUACGGUAGAUGAGCCUCUUCGGGAUACAGUUCGGGUGUUAACUGAUUUCAACCCGACGAGAGCCAGUCAGAGAAAUGGUGAGAGCUCUGACACUGAGGAUGAGUUAGAGCAGCUUUGGGGUAUCCAUGCUCUACCACUCGACUACGCUCCGAUGAGGACCUAUGUAAUGAAGACACAGUCUAUUUAUGACUUCGAGAGGGAAGGUGACUGCAUAGUCUGUCAAGAACACCUUGAUCCGGGCAAGGGCCUCUACGCAACAUGCUCAAAUACCGAUUGUGAGGGCACCGGGCAUAUAUCAUGCUGGAGCAGACACAUACUUGGAAAAGAGGCCGGCGAGAACAUCAUACCUAUAUCUGGACGCUGUCCAAGGUGCAAAGGCGAAGUAGUGUGGGCUGAUCUCAUGAAGGAGAUGAGCUUGAGAAUAAGAGGGACUAAGGAGAUUGAGAAGCUGCUUAAGAAACCUAGAAAGCGAAAGACGCGAGCUGAGUCUAAUAUAUAAUUGCGAUCCCUUUUGAGCUAUAGACCUUUGUAGAUCCCCCGGUUUUUAUAGCGAGGUGUUGGGUGUCAUUAGAAGAGACCGGGAACGAAUACUUUGUGUUUGUUUAUUCUAACCACCUGAACAUAACCAAAUUUGAGUACUUGUAACUGGGGAUGAAAUUUCAUCGUUUCUAUUCGAACCCU
Daldinia decipiens is the source of this 1374-nucleotide messenger RNA. RefSeq lists its product as uncharacterized. Gene Ontology annotation, biological process: double-strand break repair via homologous recombination. Bases 230 to 1192 code for a protein of 320 amino acids. NCBI's taxonomy places the organism in Eukaryota, Fungi, Ascomycota, Sordariomycetes, Xylariales, Hypoxylaceae. Gene Ontology annotation, cellular component: Slx1-Slx4 complex. Gene Ontology annotation, molecular function: crossover junction DNA endonuclease activity; 5'-flap endonuclease activity. The record is from RefSeq and is a predicted model, not a curated record. The transcript is spliced from 2 exons.